AAAUCUUCACUCAUCUUCACAUCAGCAAGUUUCCAACUCCCACCAACGCGAAUCCACAUUCCAGCAACUGUUUAACGACCAAUCCAUCGACGAUGUCUUCCAACCAGAUGCAGAGCGCCAAGGACUCAGCUGCCCAAACCACGGAGCACACGAAGCAAUCCGGAGCUGAGAAGACCGGUCAAGCACAAGAUCACGCCCAAGGAAUGGGCCAGGCUGCCAAGGACAAGGCCAACCAGGCUGGACAAGCCACGUCCGAUGCGACCCAGGCUGCCAAGGACAAGGCUGUCGAAGCCAAGGACAACACUGGCAAUGCUCUGCAGCAGGCUGGUGACAAGGUGAAGGAAACUUUGACGAACGCCAAGGACGCUGUCACAGGAAACAACCAAUAAGUAGACGUCGAGUUGUAGUGCCUCCUGUCCUGAUGACAGUCAGAUGUUCUCAAGAAUGGGGGUAUCAGAUUAGAAUGGAGCAUAUCCGAGAACACAAGUCCAUGUAUAGCAUGAAUCUGUCAUCACUCUUAGAGUAGAACAUGAGGACGACUGCUAGCCCUUGCGGAGGAUUGUAGGGGAGCAAUUUUAGGACCAGUAUGUAUGUAAAUGUGACCAAAAUCGACUUGUCUUUGUAAAAUAAAUUCUGAAAUUCUC
This is a messenger RNA of Marchantia polymorpha subsp. ruderalis, 644 nucleotides long. The record is from the annotation of a GenBank genome assembly. Lineage: Eukaryota; Viridiplantae; Streptophyta; Marchantiopsida; Marchantiales; Marchantiaceae.